Spinacia oleracea (spinach) is the source of this 456-nucleotide messenger RNA. RefSeq lists its product as uncharacterized. The coding region runs from base 1 to 456 and encodes 151 amino acids. The record is from RefSeq and is a predicted model, not a curated record. Gene Ontology annotation, molecular function: nucleic acid binding; RNA-DNA hybrid ribonuclease activity. The transcript has a single exon. Lineage: Eukaryota; Viridiplantae; Streptophyta; Magnoliopsida; Caryophyllales; Amaranthaceae.
AUGCGUACAUGUCUAGAUUCUUUAGAUGUUAACAUUGCUAAAAAUAACACUCCGUCAAAGUCUCCUUGUACUAUAAAAGUUGCAUGGACCCCUCCUGCCCCUGGUAUUUUGAAAAUUAAUUUUGAUGGUUCAGUUCUUAACAACAUUGACACGACUUACCUAGUGACUAAUGUUGUUAGUCGAACUUACAAUCUUAGUACUUCUUCUCCACUUCUCGUUGAAGCAGUGACUCUUCGUAAUGGUCUUUUGUUAGCCAUCGAAAAUAAUGUUCAUCACGUUUACAUCGAGGGUGAUAACUUAUUGAUCAUCAAUAUUUUGCAGGGUCAAGUUCAGUGUCCGUGGAAGAUUCAAGUGCUGAUAAAAGAUGUCAAACAACUUUUGAAUCAUUUUGAUAGUUUUUCUUCUCGCACAUCUACCAAGAAGCCAAUGGUCCAGCAGAUUAUGUUGCCACUUUAA